AUUUGCGUUUAGUCGUCGAUUACGGUUUCUUGUAGAACGUUGGUUGAAGCGUCCUUUUUUAACGUACAAGGCUUCCAGUGUUAGAGGGAGUUACAAAUGCCCAUUUAAUUGUGAGGAACCACUUAUAGAUGCAGAUUAAGUAAAUCUAACUGUUGACUUAACGGACGGAAACAAAAUUUUAACGUGAGAAAAAAGUGUUGAGAAAUUAUGCCCAACUCAUCAGGAAUGUCUUCGAGACAUUUGGAUAACCGUGCUAAUGGAUACAGAAACGAUAUCCCAAGUUCGCUGUACAUGCACGAAUACGAACGAUCAAUUAAAGCGCCAGAAGAGUUUUGGGGCGAAAUCGGAGAGAAAGUCGUGCAUUGGGAUAAGCCGUUCGAAAAAGUUUUGGAUCAUUCGGAUCCACCGUUCACAAAAUGGUAUACCGGUGGUUACAUAAACGCUUGCUACAAUGCUGUCGAUCGACAUGUUGCAGCUGGACGCGGAAAUAAAGUGGCUUUGAUACAUGACAGUCCUAUGACGAAUACUGUCAGACAUGUUACGUACAAUGAGUUACAAGAUCAAGUAUCGCGAAUGGCUGGAGGACUUCAAAAAUUGGGUGUGACAAAGGGGGAUAAAGUUGUUAUUUAUAUGCCAUUGAUUCCGGAAGCAGUAAUUGCCAUGUUGGCUACUGUUCGCCUUGGAGCAGUUCAUUCCGUUGUUUUUGGAGGUUUUGCUGCCAGUGAAUUGAGCACACGCAUUGAACAUGCCGAGCCCAAAAUCGUAAUUGCUGCCAAUUGUGGAGUUGAACCGACGAAAGUUAUCAGAUAUCUAGACAUCUUACACGAUGCGCUGGCCAUGUCUAAAUGGCAACCAAUAUGUAGCGUCAUAUACCAAAGAUACAACAUAUUGUCGUCUGCGAUAGAUCCGAAAACCGACAUUCUGUGGGAAACCAUUUUAACGCUAAACGAUCCGGUCAAAUGUGUCCCAGUUGAAGCAAACGACCCUCUCUACUUAUUAUACACAUCGGGAACAACAGAUAAGCCGAAAGGUGUACAGAGACCUACUGGUGGACAUCUCGUUAGUUUAAUGUAUUCGUGCACAGCCAUUUAUGGCUUAAAACCAGACGACGUAUGGUGGGCUGCAUCAGAUUUGGGAUGGGUUGUGGGACAUUCGUACAUAUGCUAUGGUCCACUCUUGUUCGGGGCAACGGUAGUGAUGUAUGAAGGGAAACCAGAUCGAACGCCAGAUCCGGCACAAUAUUUUCGAAUCAUCGAACAACACAAAGUGUCUGCACUAUUUUCGGUUCCAACCGCUUUUCGUGUCAUUCGCCGAGUGGAUCCGGAAAUUAAAUUCGGUCGCAAAUAUUCGACAAAAUCGUUGCGAACGAUUUUCAUUGCUGGCGAACAUUGCGAUUUGGAAACGAAAAAUUGGAUGGAGAAAACAUUCAAAGUGCCAAUCCUCAAUCACUGGUGGCAAACGGAAACUGGUUCGGCAAUAACCGCAACCUGUAUAGGGUUGAAUCAGAAUUUACAUCCACCGAAUCUGACGACUGGACUGCCAUACCUCGGAUAUGAUAUAAGAGUUGCGCGACCCGAUGGAACGUGGGCACUCCCGAAUGAGCUUGGAAGACUGGUGAUAAAAUUGCCACUGCCACCGGGAAAUAUGUCCACAUUGUACAAGAACAACGAACUGUUUGAAAAAACCUAUUUCCAGAAGUACCCGGGUUACUAUGACACAAUGGAUGCAGGAUACAUAAAUGAAAGCGGAUACGUCUUUGUUACAGCACGUGACGAUGAUGUUAUUAAUGUAGCCGGUCAUCGCAUAUCAACCGCAAGUCUAGAGGACGCAGUCUUACGUCAUCCCGAUGUUGUGGACGCUGCGGUGUUCGGCGUACCCGAACCAACGAAAGGCGAAGUACCGUGCUGUCUCUACGUCACGAGAUCGGAUGUCACGAAAUCAAGUGCUAAAUUAUCGGUCGAAUUGAUCAACAUUACCCGAGAAAUAAUCGGACCGAUUGCCGCUUUUCGAUUGGUCGCUGCGGUGCAGGCAUUGCCCCGGACAAGAUCGGGAAAAACAAUGAGAAAAGUGAUGGCCGACCUGGCUCGUAACAAGCAAAUUAUCGUUCCCGCUACGAUUGAAGAUGCAACAGUUUUUCCGGACAUCAAACGAGCAUUGCAAGAACUCGGCUAUGCAACAACAGCUCCGGAUCCACUAAUGAGUCGAAAGGAGUGACGCUGAAUCGGAGCACCAUAGCACUAUAGUACGAGGGAAUAAUAGUUUUGAUUUCUGUAGCUUAAGACCAAAUGACAAAAACCGUAGAUGUAAAGCCAACAUUUCCACAUUAAAAGAAAAACGUUUACUUCGA
Molecule: messenger RNA, 2347 nt
Organism: Bradysia coprophila
Lineage: Eukaryota; Metazoa; Arthropoda; Insecta; Diptera; Sciaridae
Product: acyl-CoA synthetase short-chain family member 3, mitochondrial
Cellular component (GO): mitochondrial matrix
Molecular function (GO): propionate-CoA ligase activity
Source: RefSeq, a predicted model, not a curated record